UCAAUUCAAUGAAAUAAGGAAAAGUGAGAAUGUCAUUGAUAACGAUAUGUUAUCAAUUCUUAUUUGUCCUAUUUUUAUUUUAAUUAAUCGAGGGAGGAUGUGCUAAGUAGGAUUAAUUAUUUUAAGAUGAAAUGUUUAAUCUUGUCACACUGUUCAUAACUAUUUGAGGAUAUCCAACAGUGAAAAAAUUGAGGUUAUUAUUUUCGAAAAUUUUAUUUCUUUAUUGUUAUUUAAGAACGGAAUCAAAACAUGAAAAUGCCUCCAACGGUUGAAGUUGAAAAUAAGGCUUCCAAGCUUCUAAAUCCUGAAGAAAAUAGUCAAAUAUUCAGACUAUUGGGCAAUAGAUGUCAAACUCUGUCUACAGCAGUUAUCCAGCUUUUUUUUACUGAAGCUCCAAACCAUUCUUAUUGGUUACGAAAAGAUACAGGGGUAUUAUGUUUUGUUAAGGACAAUAUUCGAAAAAAUUAUUUUUUUAGACUUUUUUGUCUCAGAAGAAACAAUAUGAUUUGGGAACAUGAGAUGUACAACAAUCUCGAAUAUAAUGAAACUACAUCAUUUUUCCAUGUAUUUGAAGGCCAGGAUUGCUUGAUUGCCUUCAAUUUUGCUAACAAUGAAGAAGCUAAAGAAAUGAAAAAGGUUGUAGAUAUCAAAAUAUACGCUAAAAGGAAAAAAGAAGAAAGGAGAAGACAAUAUAGUAGAAAUAUCAAUAAUGUUGCCAAUAGCAAUGUCAAUAAUUUAAAGCCCACAAACCCACAAGACUUCGUAGUUAGAAAAGUACCAGACUUGGCUGCAAAGCAAGCAAAAAGGAGACGUAACAUCACCAAAGCUGACAUAGGAAGCCCUCAGGAUUUCAAACAUCUCUCUCAUGUUGGUUGGAACCCUGAUUCUGGGUUUGAUGUCGAUGGGGUGAAUGACCAGUUGAAAAAGUUCUUCGAAAAGGCUGGUGUAUCAGAAAAAGAAUUGCAAGAUAAAGAAACAAGAGAGUUCAUUUACGGGUUCAUAAAUGAGAGGGGUGGUUUUGAUGCUGUGAAAAAGGAGAAUAUUGAAUCGAGCCAACCAAAUAAAAUAAAUAACAACAUAUCAUCGACUCCUCUGCCGGUGCCACCUGUACCUCCCAGAGGUCCUGGAAAACCACAUGUGAGGGCUGCUCCUCCGCCACCUCCUAGUGGACCUCCUGGAAGGCCACCAGCCAAGAUACAGCCAGAAAAGCCAAGUCUUCCAACAAACAAUAUCUCAGCUCCGCCACUGGCACCUCCACCACCUCCACUCCCAACGAAUUUGAUACCUGCGGCACCUCCUCUGAAUGAAGCCCUGUUGGAGAAUUCAAGGCCGCCUGCACCUCCGGGUGAUAUGAAUGCAGCACUUCUACAAAGUAUAAGGGAUGGGACAACUCUCAAGCCGCUCGAAGAUCGAAAAAUUGCUGCUGCUGCAGCUCCCGUUGAAGCAAGGAACGAUCUUCUGUGUGAAAUAAGAAAAGGUUUUUCGCUCAAACCGGUUCAGGAAAGAGAAGUUAAGCAAUUGAAUCAACCAAUUGAAAUCGGGCCUACAGAUUUAGCUGGUGCAUUAGCUAGGGCGUUAGCUGAACGAAGUAAAGCUAUCCACUCGGAAGAUGACGAUAGCGAAGGGGAAGAUUCGAACGAUGACGAAUGGGAUUGCUAAGCUAGACAAAAUUUGAAUAAAAUCUUAUUUUUUUUCA
This is a messenger RNA of Harmonia axyridis, 1696 nucleotides long. RefSeq names its product neural Wiskott-Aldrich syndrome protein-like. The record is from RefSeq and is a predicted model, not a curated record. Gene Ontology annotation, cellular component: plasma membrane. The transcript is spliced from 10 exons. Gene Ontology annotation, biological process: actin filament organization; regulation of Rho protein signal transduction. Gene Ontology annotation, molecular function: actin binding; small GTPase binding. NCBI's taxonomy places the organism in Eukaryota, Metazoa, Arthropoda, Insecta, Coleoptera, Coccinellidae. Bases 250 to 1659 code for a protein of 469 amino acids.